This is a messenger RNA of Myiozetetes cayanensis, 4369 nucleotides long. It is a transcript of the gene MOCS1, whose product is annotated as molybdenum cofactor synthesis 1. The record is from RefSeq and is a predicted model, not a curated record. The coding region runs from base 9 to 2024 and encodes 671 amino acids. Gene Ontology annotation, molecular function: metal ion binding; 4 iron, 4 sulfur cluster binding; GTP 3',8'-cyclase activity. The transcript has 11 exons. Lineage: Eukaryota; Metazoa; Chordata; Aves; Passeriformes; Tyrannidae. Gene Ontology annotation, biological process: Mo-molybdopterin cofactor biosynthetic process.
GGAGCCGCAUGGCGGCCGCCGUGUCGUGGGGGCGGCUCGCGCGGGGGGCGCGCGGGGCGGCCGCGCGCCGCGCCUGCAGCACCGGUGCGCGCGCCAGGGCUCCCUUGGCCGCCGCGCAGGAGUUGCAAAGCUCCGGAAGAGGAGGCUUUCUACUGGAACAUGCUGCCCCCGUAUCUCCUUUUUUGACAGACAGCUUUGGGCGUCAGCACAAUUACUUGCGCAUUUCUUUGACCGAGAAAUGCAACCUCAGGUGUCAGUACUGUAUGCCCGAGGAAGGUGUUAAGCUGACUCCUAAAUCAGAGCUACUAACUGCUCAGGAGAUAAUCACCCUAGCCAGACUGUUUGUGAAAGAAGGUGUAGAGAAGAUCCGCCUGACAGGUGGAGAGCCACUCAUCCGUCCUGAUGUGGUUGAUAUUGUGGGUCAGCUGUACAAGCUAGAAGGGCUGAAAACCAUUGCUGUCACAACCAAUGGGAUCAACUUAAGCAGACUUCUGCCCCGACUGAAGGAGGCAGGACUGAAUGCCAUUAAUAUUAGCCUGGAUACUUUGGUUCCAGCUAAAUUUGAGUUCAUUGUCCGAAGGAAAGGCUUUCACAAGGUAAUGGAAGGAAUCCACAAAGCCACUGAACUUGGCUAUCGUCCUGUUAAGGUAAACUGUGUGGUGAUGCGAGGCUUGAAUGAGGAUGAACUGCUGGACUUUGUGGAUUUCACAAAGGACCUGCCCGUUGAUGUGCGGUUCAUAGAAUACAUGCCCUUUGAUGGCAAUAAAUGGAACUUCAAGAAGAUGGUGAGCUACAAAGAAAUGCUUGAUACAAUUAAACAGCGAUGGCCUGAAUUGGAGAAAUUACCCUGUGAAAGUUCCAGCACAGCCAAGAGUUAUAAGGUGCCACAUUUCCAGGGACAAAUCAGCUUUAUCACCUCCAUGUCAGAGCACUUCUGUGGAUCCUGCAAUCGGCUGAGGAUAACAGCAGAUGGGAACCUAAAAGUGUGCCUUUUUGGGAAUUCAGAAGUGUCCUUGAGGGAUCACCUACGGUCUGGUGCCUCAGAGGAAGAGUUGGUUCAAAUCAUUGGAGCAGCAGUGGGCAGAAAAAAGAAACAGCAUGCUGGCAUGUUUAACAUUUCCCAGAUGAAAAACCGGCCAAUGAUCCUGAUUGAGCCUGCAUUGAUGUCAUUGCCACUAUGCCAAGAUGCCCUACAGAAUCCCUCAAAUUCAAAACAGUGGGGCCACACAUUUAGCCAUUGGCUGACUUUGAGAGCAAGUUUACCCAAACAAAAGAGAAAAGCAUUAAUGAAAAAUAAGCUUACAGGACAACUUUUCCUGCCAAGAUCUCACCCAGAGCAACAGUGGCACAUAACGACAGGAAUUCUACAAAAGCAGCUCAGAGGCUACUGUGUCUUCCAGAAGGACCCAAGCUCCACAUUUGAUACAAAGUGCCUUGACACUUCUCCUGUUGGCCAAGUUUCUGUGGACUGUCAGUCCAAAGAGGCAAGUUCAGGAUCUGAAUUCUAUACCCCGGAUUUGGGAUCUUGCACCAAGGUACCUCGUGCCUCUGACAACUUGACUCACACUGAUGAGGAAGGACGGGCCACAAUGGUUGAUGUUGGAGGGAAGCCGGAUUCAAGAAGAAGUGCUGUUGCUGGUGCUGUGGUCCUGCUGGGUGAGAAGGCAUUUGGGAUGGUGAGACAAAACCAGGUGAAGAAAGGGGAUGUGCUGGCAGUAGCCCAGAUUGCAGGAAUUCAGGGAGCCAAGCUGACCAGCCAGUUGAUCCCGUUGUGUCACAACAUCCCGCUCUACCAUGUGGAGGUGUCUCUGAGCCUGGAUGAGGCUAGAUAUGCAGUGGUGAUUCGCAGCUCCUGUCAGACCUGGGGGAGGACAGGUGUGGAGAUGGAAGCUCUGACAGCUGCCAGCCUGGCUGCCCUGACAGUGUAUGACAUGUGUAAAGCAGUUACUCAUGACAUUGUGAUCAAAGAGGUGAAGUUGCUUAGUAAGACAGGUGGGCAGAGGGGAGAUUUCUCAAGGGUCUAGGUUAAUAUCCCGAUACCUCCAGCCCUCCAGAUGACCACUGCUCGUGUUUGGCCUCUUACAGAAGAACUACUUUUUCUCAGCUGGUGAGCUUGGAGACAUCAGCAGGUAUACACUACAGCAAUCCCAUGACUCCGGCAUUGCCUUACUCUGUCAACUUACUGCUGGAUGACCAGUGGAGCCACUUAUCCCUGUUAAAAACCAUGUGUGUUUUCUAGGGGACGGACAACCUCUCUGGGCAAUCUGUUCCAGUGCAUCAUCACCUGCAUAGUAAAGAAGUUCUUCCUAGUCAGGUGGAAUUUCCUGUGCAUCAGUUUCUCUCUGUUGCCACUUAUUCUGUGGUUUGGCAUCACCAAGAACAGCCUGGCUUCAUCUUCUUGGCACUCUCCCCCCUUCCAAUACUUAUAUAUAUUCGUGAGGUCCUCUCUCAGUCGCCUCAUGGAGGCUAAACGAGCCCAGCUCCCUCAGCCUUUCCUUUUAAGAGAGAUACCUGCAUGUAGCAAAUAUCCACAUAAGAUUUUCAAAACAAAAAAGAGUAUGGCAGCUGCCCAGUUCUCUGCCUUGAAUGCUCUGUAAACAUGGUGCAGAAAUAGGAAUUCUAGGUUUGGAAGAAUUAUUUGCUGAUCUGAAAGACAUGUUUUAAAAUGUGAAAAUCAUGUUCUGGUAUUUUGUCCUUAGCAAUGAAAUACAUUGAUGCCCUGUGUCACAUGCUUAAGGGCUUAAUUGUGCCAUGCACAGAAGCGGUAUCAGCUCUCCCUGACAUUAGAAAGAGUUGUCACACCAAACCCUAGAAGACUCCAAAUUUUUUAAUUCCACAGUGCAGUUCCUAGUAAUCAGCAACCUGCAUAGUCCUGACAGAUAAAACAAAGCUAAUACUAGUAGCCACUUGAAAGAGUAAGGUAAUUGCUUCUGCCUUGGCCGGAGUGUUUUCCUGCACGUUUCUCUGAUUUAUUUUCAUGAAGUCAUCUGGCCUUGGAGCACUCCAAUGUCUCCAUAAAUACAGCAGUGGCCACUGUCAUGUAACAUUAAAUAGUUGUGAUAAUUGACUGUCCUAGAUAAGAAAUCACUUAACAUUCUUGUUAAUACUGAUGGAUCCUUUUCAGAUGUUAAUUUAAGUGCUUUAAACAGGGUGUUACUAGUUUUCUGCUGCUUAUGGGUAAUGUGAAGUUGCAUAUGCUUCAGGGUACUUCCUCUCCAUACGCACAGAGUUGAAGACAGCUCUAACAAGGUCAAAGACUCUAAAAAAAAAGGCAUCUUAAGCUUUGCAAGUAGCUUCUUCUCAUGAAAUAAGGUUAUAUUACUGUGAGCAUUAGUAAAGCACACACCAGACUGCCACAUCCAUCGUGCUCACUUAAAGUAAGCACAGGUCUAAGAUGAGGCAAUAGGUUUUACUACAAAUCCUUUACAAAUCUCAUACACUAGCUACCAUAAAAGGCAUUUUUUCCAUUGCGGGUGAAUUAAUUUGAUUCUUCAUUCAUAGUCACUGGGAGCUAAGGCACAUACAGUGACAGACAUAUCAGCUAUAGCUGGAAGGGAAAGGAGUCUAGAAAACUUGAUGCCCAAAUUCCAUGAACAUUUGCACACCUACCUUUAGUGUUACAGUCCUGACUCCCUUGGUAUCACUGUGCCUCUCAGGAGUGUACCUAUCGCUGCUGUACUGAGCACCAACAUAUUCUCACUCAUCCUGCAAAUACAAAAGACUAUAUUCGUCUUGGAACUGCUGUGCCCAUAGCACAAAAGUUUCCUUAGCUCAGCAUGGAAACAAAUUGCCAGGAAAAGGAAGCACAUGUGUAACCUGCUAAGUUAACUGAGUUACACAAGCACUUACCUGCCCUCACCGUACACAAAGCACCCAAACUUUCCCCCAAUCUCUAGAUAAUUUUGAAAGUGAAAAGGAGACUAGAUGUGCUCAGUAGUAAUAAAAUGAUGUUUUAGGCACAUGAUUGGCUGCUGAGAAGUUUGCUGUCAUACUAUAAAGUUCACACAAAGGACUCAGGACCAUACAAAGGACUACUGAAGCACACACAUGACCACCAAGCACAUCUUGCUACUUACGCACAUUUCACUACCUUGUUGGCUUGAGAGUGGCUGGAAUUGUAGGGCAAACUGACUUUGGUGCCAUUUUAUGCUCAUGUUACAUUAUCAAGUCUUUAAACUAUGCACAUUUAUAGGAAAUGAACCAAGCAUGAGUCAACAGAACGUUUUGUGGGAGAAAUGAGGUGAGAACACUGGAUGUUUCAGGGGUCCUGGAUGGGCCAUGGCAUACUAUAUGUUGAUGAACUGACUACUUUUUGGAGGCUUGCAUUUUUUUGUCCACUGUAUUUUUAAUAAAUACUAGUUGUAAUGGA